CGCGCCGACCGUCCUAACGGUAACACGUCCGAACAGACCCGUGCCGGUGCCCAUGCACCCGCCCUGACGUUGUGGAGUGAACGAGUUUGAACAUCGCUGUGAUUUGUUUUCAGUGCUACGACGAUAAGUGUUUGUGAACGUGACAAAUAAAAAAUAUUGUGUAUUGAGUGCACUAUGCGGUUGCGUACGUUAUGAAUGGUCUGGACCGCUGCUUCUUCGAUCAACGUGAGUCACAGCAACAUGGAGAAGACUGCGGUUAUAGUUAUAUAAGCCUGGGCCGCCUUCACCCGUACGGCUCGGGCAGCGGUUCGAGCAGCGGUAGCGGGCGUCGUCGCACGCGCCGCGGCCUCUCCGACUCGCCGACCGCACCCACUACUCCCACCUCAGCGUCGGACAACGCCUCUGACGCGACAUUAACCGACUCCGAGCUACCCUUGGCCAGGGAUUCUACGCUACUCGUGCAAAACGGCAUGCUGAGAUCUACCUUCGACCGACCAGAUCACGAACGUUGUUUGCUAGAAGGUUCUCGGCCCCCGCCAGAUGUUCCGCCGCGUAAUCCUACGAUGUCCCGUUUGAACGGCCGCAUCACCGGCAACCCAGCUGAUUUGGUCGACUUUGAGCCUUCGUGUCUUGUUCGCACACCAUCUGGAAAUUUCUACGUGCCUUCAGGGGACAUACAAAAGAAUCCGUCUAUGGACUACAAAUCGAAUUCAUCGUGCAGUAGUCCAGGUAAACAAGAAAAAAGUACCUUAGAAAGAAUGGACAGAAGUGACAGGCAUCCUGCCUUCGGAGCUCCAGUGCCCGUCCUCCCCGUUAGGAAUAACCUCAGGGCGACGCACUUUCCUCCUGCCGCCUCUCGUUUUCACUUUAGAAAAGGCCUCUCUUCAAGAUGUUCUUGGAAGUGUACCGCCAUUGUGUUUAUAGUCUUAUUUGUUCUUCUAUUGUCUAUUGCCUCUUAUAUGUCAGCCUCAUAUUUCACUGACAACUGGUCAUAUCAGAACGCAAAACCGUGUUCAGUAUUAGUCGGUGAUACUACGGAUAAGUUUCAAUCAUCAAAAGUAACAACGCUUGAGUCUAGUAACAAAUCUUUGACGAAACCGCACCAGAGCGCAACGUCAUCUUCUUCAGGUAAAGAAGAAAGUUAUUCACGUCCUCGUAGAAGUAUAGAUGGGCAUGCUAAUUUAUCUUCUGUUUCUUCCACGGAUUCUUCCAAUGUAGAUAUGCAUGAAGUUCUACUUACUACUACUUUAAAUACUUCUUCUUCCUUGACCACUCUUAGCUUAUCGCAUGGUGUGUCAUCAGAGGACAAUGUCACACAAAAAGUAGGAGUUACAACUGUAACUAAUAACGCUUCUGUGUAUAACAGUGUUGGUGGUUCUGGUACUAAUGAUGUUUUAACAAAUAAUAGUAAUAUUACCCUAAAAAUAACGACUUCUGAACAAUAUAACAAAUCAAAUAUUACAAAAAAACCACAAGAUACUAUGGAAAUAUUUCCUAUUAGCGAUUUAAAAAAUAAUGGUAUCGAGAGUAUUAUUGAGCAGCCUCCUGAUUUUUUGACAAAUACAAAAAGUAAUAUCGCUUAUGAUCCCAAGGACAUGCAAGGCGAUUCAUUAGCACCGGUUUAUUCUUAUGGUUUGCAAAAACUUCAGUAUUUAAAACUACUGACCAAACUUCACGAAGUCAGCGAAGUGUUACACAUAAUUCCUAGUGAAUUAGCUGAAAACGAAAAUAAUUUAAAGAAGCUUCGCUAUGACAAUGACCGAAGCUCUCCAGCUGCACAAACAAAGAUUGCAAAACAAAGCGCAGAAACAACACAUGUUACUAAUACUCCACUAAAUCUACAAAAUAAAAGCUUAAAUACAGUUGAAAUAGAAGAAACUUCAACGAAUUCGACAGUACAACUAACAGAAAGUGUUACCACAGAAAGUGACUCUAAUAUUGUUACAAGUCAAACUAAUAUAAGAAGUGAGCAUGCAUUUUCAGAAACAGAGUCUUCCCCGAUUGUUACUAACCCUAACAAUAAUGUAAAUAUCACUUCUCCUCAAGUUAACUCAAAGCCAACACCUAACGAAACCACUACCUCAAAUAUCGCCACAGAACCAAAUUCUUCAGAUUCUAUACCAAACGCUAAACAUGUUUUGAUUAACUUAACAAUAUCGGCGGACGAUGUUAACAAUGAUUCAUUUAAGCCUCUGUAUUCAUUGACAGUAACUGUUCCUACUUUUGGUGAAGUAAAUGAGGUGCCUACUGUAAAAAUUACACCAAUUAAUAUUGAACCAACAAUGCCUACGAAUUUCAAUAAGCCCGUAUCAAUAGAUAGUAGUACAAAAAUACCUAAAACAGUUAAUACAGAAAAUUUUGGAGGAAGCUGUGAAUGUUCGUGUCCCGUAUGCGAAAACACGAAUUCGUCAGAUGACUUUUACGACGAUAUUUUAGAAAAAACAACACCCACCCAACAGGAUAGAUCUCUAUCAUCUCAAUACAGUUCAACAGAAUAUUCAACUAAUGUUGAGAGUACAGAAUCAAAAUCAGGUAUAGUAACGGAUGUUGCUACAGAGACUACAGAUUUUACAACUCCGACACAAUAUUUUGAAUCGAGAUCAACUGAUAAUGAUUACACAGCAACAGAUCUAUCUACAACGUCUACCGAAUCGGAUAUAAUGACAACAACCGAAAUUCCAAAAUGUAUUUGUCCUAAACUUAAGCCUCCACCGAUCCUUAUAUUGGAAGGUGCGCGAACAUUUCCAGCGCAGUCUUUUCCACCAGAUGGAACAACAUUUAAACAAAUAACUUUAGGUGAAAAAUUAUCAAAAGAAAUCCCUCCAUAUAGUUACUGGAAUAUGCAGUUUUAUCAAUCCGAAGCAGCUUAUGUUAAAUUUGACUACAUGAUACCAAGGGGAGCAUCUAUAGGUGUUUACGCCAGACGAAAUGCUCUGCCAACCCAUACUCAAUAUCACUUCUUAGAAGUCCUAAGCGGAUUUAAAGCUCGAACCACGAGAGCUUCACAUCCGUCCGUAAAGAAAGAAGUAACACAUUAUAUGGAACAAGGCCACUGGUUUCUUUCACUGUAUAACGACGAUGGAGACGCUCAGGAAAUAUCAUUUGUAGCGAUGGUCGCUGAUGACAUGACACAUAACUGUCCGAAUGGCUGUUCUGGUAAAGGCGAAUGCCUCAUGGGACACUGUCAGUGUCAGCCUGGUUUUGGUGGUGAAGAUUGCAGUGAAAGCGUGUGUCCAGUAUUAUGCAGUCAAAGAGGUGAAUACAUCAACGGCGAGUGUCAGUGCAACCCUGGAUGGAAAGGCAAAGAAUGUUCCUUGCGACACGACGAAUGUGAAGUCCCAGACUGCAAUGGACAUGGCCAUUGUGUGAACGGAAAGUGUUCUUGCGUCAGAGGGUACAAAGGAAAAUUCUGUGAGGAGAUCGACUGCCCACAUCCGACUUGUUCGGGUCACGGAUUUUGCAUCGAAGGUGCCUGUGUAUGUAAAAAGGGAUGGAAGGGCUUAGACUGCGCUACCAUGGACAAAGAUGCCCUUCAGUGUUUACCUGAUUGUUCUGGACACGGAACGUUUGAUGUUGAUAGCCAAACAUGCACAUGUCACGCUCGAUGGUCCGGUGAUGACUGUUCAAAAGAGGUAUGCGACUUGGACUGUGGACCACAUGGAAGGUGCGUCGGCGAAUCGUGUGUGUGUGAUCCAGGCUGGACGGGAGAGUUUUGUACGUCAAAACUAUGCGAUGCUCGCUGCGGUGACCACGGUCAAUGCAAGAACGGAACAUGCCUCUGCGUCUCUGGGUGGAACGGAAGACAUUGCACGUUGGAAGGCUGUCCCAGAGGCUGUGCUGGCCAUGGUCAUUGUAAGGUCUACAACUACCAGUGGGAAUGCAAAUGCUUCGACGGCUGGGAGGGUCGUGAUUGCACCACGAUUAAGGAACAAAUUUGUGAUGACUCCAAAGACAAUGAUAAAGAUGGCUUAAUCGACUGUGAAGAUCCAGAAUGCUGUCAAAGUGAAGCCUGCAAAGAAAGUCAACUCUGCGUAAUGUCUCCCAAACCAACAGAGGUCUUGCUUAGGAAGCAGCCACCGGCGAUCACGGCUUCCUUCUUCGAAAGGAUGAAAUUCCUCAUCGACGAAGGUAGUCUCCAGAACUACGCUAAACAGGAAACGUUCAAUGAGAGUAUGUUUUGGAACCACUUCAACACGAGUCGUUCAGCGGUUAUCAGAGGAAGAGUGGUGACGUCGAUCGGUUCUAGUUUGCUCGGAGUGAGAGUUUCCACAUCAACUCCUUUGGAAGGGUUUACAGUAACAAGAGAGGAUGGAUGGUUCGACCUCCUUGUAAAUGGCGGCGGAGCGGUCACUCUUCACUUCGGCAGAGCACCCUUCAAGGCAUCUACUCAAGUGGUGUUCGUGCCUUGGAAUGAGGUGGUGAUAAUCGACGAAGUCGUGAUGACGAUGUCAGACGAGAAAGGUGGAGUGGGUCCCCCUCAAGCGUGUCUCGCUCACGACUAUGACAUGAUGAAGCCCGUCGUCCUCGCCACGUGGAAACACGGCUUCCAGGGCGCCUGUCCUGAUAAGAGUGCUAUACUGGCUGAAUCUCAGGUGAUUCAAGAAAGUUUGCAAAUUCCCGGCACAGGUUUGAACUUAGUAUAUCACAGUUCGAGAGCUGCUGGCUACCUUUCGACAAUUCAGCUCCAGUUAACACCGGAAAAAGUUCCACCAACGUUGGUCUUGAUUCAUUUAAGGAUAACCAUUGAGGGUAUUCUCUUCGAGAAGACCUUUGAAGCGGAUCCAGUUAUAAAGUUCACAUAUCCUUGGAAUAGACUGAACGUGUACAGGCAAAGGGUGUAUGGAGUUACAACGGCGCUGGUAAAAGUUGGUUAUCAGUAUACAGACUGUAAGGAUAUCAUCUGGAACGUACAAACGACCAAACUUAGUGGUCACGAUAUGAGUAUCUCUGAUGUUGGCGGAUGGAACUUGGACAUACAUCAUCGAUACAAUUUCCACGAAGGUAUUCUUCAAAAGGGCGAUGGAACGAACAUCUACUUGAAACAUAAACCUCGCCUCAUAAUAACCACCAUGGGAGACGGUCGCCAACGUGCUUUAGAAUGCGGUAAAGAUUGUUCUGGAACUGCUGUCAAACAGAGGCUUCUCGCUCCCGUGGCCUUAGUUGCAGCUCCUGAUGGCUCUAUCUUCGUGGGUGACUUUAACUUGGUACGGAAAAUUAACACUGAUGGGACUGUUCGAACCGUUGUAAAAUUAAACGCCACACGAGUUUCCUACCGUUACCAUAUGGCUUUAUCACCUUUGGAUGGCACUCUUUACAUUUCUGAUCCAGAGUCUCAUCAAAUUAUUAAAGUACGUAACACAGACGACUUCAGCGAUCCUGAGAGAAAUUGGGAAACUGUCGUUGGGUCGGGAGAGAGAUGUUUGCCUGGAGAUGAGGCACAUUGUGGUGAUGGAGCAUUAGCAAGGGACGCGAAGUUAGCAUAUCCUAAAGGCGUUGCUGUAUCAAUUGACAACGUUCUAUAUUUCGCCGACGGUACAAAUAUACGAAUGGUGGAUAGAGAUGGUAUCAUAACAACGGUCAUCGGUAACCACAUGCACAGAGCCCACUGGAAGCCAAUACCUUGUGAAGGAACCUUAAGUGUAGAAGAAGUACACUUACGAUGGCCCACAGAACUAGCUAUAAAUCCACUCGACAACAGCUUACAUAUUAUUGACGAUCAUAUGAUUCUUCAAAUGGCACCGGAUGGAAGAGUCAAAGUCAUCGCGGGAAGACCACUUCAUUGUCCAUCACCACUGACGGGAUAUGAUAUGGAACUCGCAACGUAUGCGACACUCGUAAUGCCACAAAGUAUCGCUUUUGGUGCUGCAGGAGACCUAUACGUCGCGGAGAGCGAUUCUCAAAGAAUUAACAGAGUAAGACUAAUUACAACUGAUGGAAAAAUAUCUCUAUACGCUGGCGCCGAGUCAAAAUGCAAUUGUUUAGAAAGAGGAUGUGACUGUUUCGAAGCUGAUCACUUCUUAGCUUCUAACUCCAAAUUUAACACCAUCUCAGCUGUUACAGUCAGCCCAGAUGGCAUCGUCCAUAUCGCAGAUCAAGCAAACUACAGAAUUCGCUCUGUAAUGGCAAGCAUUCCAGACGCAAGUGGUGCGAGAGAGUACGAAAUUUAUGCACCUGAUACUCAAGAAAUCUACAUCUUCAACAGAUUUGGACAACACGUUAUGACGAAAAAUAUCCUUACAGGUGAAGAUAAUUAUGUAUUCACGUAUACAGUAAAUACUAGUAAUGGAAAAUUGAGUACCGUCACAGAUGCCGCAGGAAACAAGGUUUUCUUGUUGCGUGAUUAUUCGAGCUUAGUGAACUCUAUAGAGAAUACUAAAGGGCAAAAAUGUAGGCUUAAAAUGUCACGUAUGAAGAUGCUUCAAGAACUGCGAACACCUGACAAUUUCAAUGUGACUUUUGACUAUCACGGCACAACAGGGUUACUUAAAGCUAAGUAUGACAGUACGGGCAGGAGCUACAUAUACAAAUAUGAUGAAUUUGGUAGACUUACAUCAGCUGUCACUCCUACCGGAAGAAUAAUAAAUCUCACAUUCGAUUUAAGUCUUAAAGGAGCAACUGUUCUUGUAAGCGAAAAUAACCGCAAACCUGUAUCAAUUCUAAUUAAGGGAAAUUCAGUCAACACUAAGGUUGGAGAAUCUGAAAAGAAAACUAUUAUUUCAACUGACGGCAGCAUAUCAUCAAGCAUGCCUUGGGGGCACGUAAUAUCAACUGAUACAGUUCCAUACACAAUUCUGUCAGAAAUUGAUCCAAUUUUGGGAGAAAGUUAUCCCGUACCGGCUAAACAAAAAAUUGAAGUUGGCGGCGAUUUGGCAAACAGAUUCGAAUGGCGCUAUUUCUUACGUAGAUUGCAAUCUAACAAAGGUAAGGGUAACAAAGCGGUCGCUCAAAUAGGUCGUAAAUUAAGAGUGAAUGGAGAUAAUCUCUUAACUCUGGAAUAUGACAGAGAUACAUCAACUGUUGCUGUAUUCAUGGACGAUAAGGUGGAACUUUUGAACGUUACCUAUGAUAAAAUGGCAAGGCCAGUCAAAUGGGGUCCUCGUAGUGGCAUAUUCGCUGAAGUUGAGUUAGAUUAUGAUAGAUUCAACAGACUUACUAGUUGGCGAUGGGGUGACUUGAAUGAGACGUACGGAUACGACAGAGCUGGAAGAUUGCACGAAAUUCGUUACGGUGAUGGAUCUUCCUUGGCGUAUUCAUUCAGAGAUAUGUUCACAAGCUUGCCUCUGAAAGUUACGACACCUAGAGGCAGCGACUAUCUUCUUGAUUAUGAUGACUCUGGUGCCCUUCAAAAUUUGACAACACCUAGAGGACAUAUUCACACAUUUGCUCUUAUGACUUCAUUGGGCUACUUCAAAUAUCAGUACUUCUCACCUAUGAAUAGACAUCCAUACGAAGUACUUUACAAUGACGAUGGUCACAUACUAGCUAAAAUAUUCCCUCACCAAUCCGGAAAAAUUCUCUAUGUUUAUGAUAGUACUGGAAAGUUAGAAACGAUUCUUGCAGGAGCUUCAGCAAUUAGAUACGUUUAUCACGAUAAUACUCAUCUUGUAAAGAAUGUAGAGAUCACUGACCCUGACUAUGAACUUCGACAGGAUUAUAAAUACCACGCUGGUAUUCUUAAAGAUGAAAAAAUGAAAUUUAAUUCCAAGAGUGCUUUAAACAACGCUCAUUUCAAAUACCAAUACGAUGGCAAUGCACGACUUUCCACAAUCGAUAUGAACAUCAAUAGUAAAGAGAUGCCACAGUUAAGAUUGAAAUACAAUCAGAAUUUGGGCACACUUGAAGGCGUUAGUGAUUUACGAAUCUACAGAAAUACUUUCAAUCGAUCUGUUAUGCAAGAUACUAGCAAGCAAUACUUUACAAUCACUGAUUACGAUGAUCACGGUAGAAUUAAAACUAUCCUCAUGAACAUCAAAUCAUUCGAUGUAUUCCGUCUCGAACUAGAAUAUGAUGUUAGGAACAGAAUCAGAUCGAAGAAGAUGAUGAUUGGCGAUACGUCAUCAAAUGAACGAGUUAGCUAUAAUUACGACGGACACCUUAUGGAAGUAGUCGGGUCUGAAGAUGACUGGAAAUAUGUUUACGAUGAGAACGGUAACAUCAUCGGCAUUAUUGAGCACGGAGAGAAACGUUACUUAGGCUAUGAUAUCGGUGACAGAGUCGUACAAUAUGGAGAUAUUGAAUUUAGUAGCUAUGACGGCCGAGGAUUCGUUAUAAGACGAGGAGAACAAAAGUACAGAUAUAACUCUCGUGGUCAAUUCGUUCACGCGUUCGAAAGAGACAAGUUCCAAAUGUGGUACUAUUACGAUGAUAGGAACAGAUUGGUCGCGUGGAAAGAUGAUAAAGAUAACAUUACACAGUUCUUCUACACGAACCCUCAAUCGCCUAAUCUGAUUACACAUAUGCAUUACCCGAAAGCAGAGAAGACAGUGCGACUUUUAUAUGAUCAAAGAGAUUUCCUUACUUGCAUAGAAACUGAAGAUCAACGCUUCUACGUGGCCACUGAUCACAAUGGGUCACCACUUGUCGUAUUUGAUGUCAAUGGUGAAAUUAUCAAAGAAAUAAAGCGCAGUCCAUUCGGUAAGAUCGUCAAAGACACUAAUCCUGGAUUCUACGUGCCCGUGGACUUCCAAGGCGGAAUAUUGGAUUACAAUACUAACUUAGUGUACUUGGAAAAUCGAUUGUACGAUCCUGUCGUCGGUCAGUGGAUGACGCCUAGCUGGGAACAUCUUGCAACUAAACUAAGCUUGCCCACCGACAUAUUCAUCUACAGGUUUAGAAAUAACGAUCCCAUCAAUAGAGAUCAAAAUGUCCCUUACAUGACUAAUUUGGCGAGUUGGCUUCAAUUGUAUGGAUAUGAUUUAACUAAGAUGAUGGGAGCUAAAUAUAUAACAGAUAUGAUAUUCCAACCAAAAACAUCGGUCACGGCUCCUCAACUUGCACCUGAUUUCGGUGUUAUGUCUGGACUACAGUGCAUCAUCGAAAAGGUAAACGACAAGCUCGCUGAUAUUGAAUUUGUUCCCACGCCACUAUUGAAAAUGGAACCCAUUACAAGGAACUUACUCCCAAGGGUUUCUUACAAACGGGGCGUGUUCGGCGAAGGUGUCCUCAUAUCGAGGGUAGACGGAAAAGCUUUUAUAAGCGUAGCGGACGGAGCCAAUAGCGUUGUCGAAGACGUCAUAACGACUGUUUUUAAUAACUCAUACUUCCUCGACGUUCACUUCAGUAUACACGACCAGGACGUGUUCUACUUCGUGAAGGAUAAUUCGCUCAAAAUAAGAGACGAUAUGGAGGAACUGAGGCGGUUGUCUGGAAAGUUCAAUGUGUCGCAAGACGAGACUAACGAUCAAGGAUUAGAGGUGCGCGUACACGCGGUGGGCAAGGGUUCGGCUCAGGCGGUGAUCGUACUCCGCUACGGGGUGGAGCCAACCGCAGAACGAGUGAAGCUGUUGAAACACGCACACAAGAGGGCCGCGGCGCGCGCUUGGGAACGAGAGAAGGCAUUGGUAGCGGCCGGUUGGGAGGGUAGAGGUGCCUGGAGUGAAGAGGAGAAAGAGGAACUCAUCUCGCAUGGAGUGGUAGACGGCUGGGCGGCUAAAGAUGUGCAUUCUGUGUCUCGCUACCCCCAACUAGCUGAUGACCCCGCUAAUGUCGUGUUCGUAAGAGACGCGCGUCGCAAACGCCGACGCAGCGGUCGCGCGAGACACCGCUCGUGA
Messenger RNA from Melitaea cinxia (Glanville fritillary), 9770 nucleotides. It is a transcript of the gene Ten-m, whose product is annotated as teneurin-m. The transcript has 21 exons. The record is from RefSeq and is a predicted model, not a curated record. Lineage: Eukaryota; Metazoa; Arthropoda; Insecta; Lepidoptera; Nymphalidae. Gene Ontology annotation, biological process: motor neuron axon guidance. Bases 192 to 9770 code for a protein of 3192 amino acids.